UUAUGAUUAUUAUACUAUUAUUAUUGCUAGGAAAAAUAGUUGUGCGAGUCUAGUAGUAACAAUAGCAGCAUUCGCUCAUUUUCUCCGCCGCUGAGGGCUGACCGGAUUCCCUCUGAAAUUCACCUGCUGUCAGUUCCAGUCCACCCAUCUCCAUCGAAGAAGACUGGGGUUGAAGAGGAACGUCUUAGGCAAACGCAGUUUAGCUUCCCUUUUCUGGCCAAGCUAAUUCCUAUAGGUUAGGCUUAGCUACCUUCAGAUUAAGUCAAACGCAGCAGCAAUUGCCAACAGGAGUGUAAGAUACUACUACGACUACUUGGUAGUAACAGAAAACCAUCUGAUCUGAUCAUCUGUAUUGAUGGCUGACUCGGACAACGACUCAGGAGGGCAUAACAACAGUAAUGCAAACAACGAGUUAUCACCAAGAGAGCAAGAUAGGUUUUUGCCCAUAGCUAACGUGAGCAGGAUCAUGAAGAAAGCCUUGCCAGCCAACGCCAAGAUCUCGAAGGAUGCUAAAGAGACUGUGCAAGAGUGUGUCUCCGAGUUCAUCAGCUUCAUCACCGGGGAAGCCUCCGAUAAGUGCCAGAGAGAGAAGAGGAAGACCAUCAACGGGGACGAUCUUUUGUGGGCCAUGACCACGCUAGGUUUUGAGGACUAUGUUGAGCCUUUGAAGGUUUAUCUGCACAAGUUCAGGGAGAUGGAGGGAGAGAGGACUGCCCUCGGAAGGCAACCGACUGAUCAGAGAGAUGGCUCUUCCGCUGAUGACAGCACUAACGCUGCCGCUGGGGGUGCUUUUGCUGGACCUGCCAUGUAUGGUGGGAUGCAGUCAACCAUGAUGUUGAUGGGGCAUCAUCAUCAUCAAUCCCAUAUGUAUGGAUCUGGCACUAGCAGUGGAUCCUCCUCCGGCAGGCCUAGGUAGAUUAAUUAAGCACUGCUAAUUCGCAACAGUUUGUUCAUAUAUCUUUUACUCAUGCAUGAUUUCAUUCCGAACUUUUCCUAGUGUUUUUCAUGCCUUUGAUUGGAGAGAAUAUGCGUGGAGAUAGAUUAUUCCCUUUCACUUUUGUGGAGUUGGAGGAGGAGAAAAUAUACAACAUAUAUAUAUAUGUAUACUAAUAUCAGCCGCUUGAACAUUACAUUUAUAUCUUAUGUACUGUUAUCCCAUAAAUUCAAUGCAGUUAUAGUUUAAUUCAA
Messenger RNA from Theobroma cacao (cacao), 1188 nucleotides. It is a transcript of the gene NF-YB2, whose product is annotated as nuclear factor Y, subunit B2. Gene Ontology annotation, cellular component: CCAAT-binding factor complex; nucleus. The record is from RefSeq and is a predicted model, not a curated record. Gene Ontology annotation, molecular function: RNA polymerase II cis-regulatory region sequence-specific DNA binding; protein heterodimerization activity; DNA-binding transcription activator activity, RNA polymerase II-specific. Gene Ontology annotation, biological process: regulation of transcription by RNA polymerase II. Lineage: Eukaryota; Viridiplantae; Streptophyta; Magnoliopsida; Malvales; Malvaceae.